AUGCACGAGGAUGACUGGAGGUGGCACAUGUACGAUACUGUAAAAGGAUCAGACUGGCUAGGCGACCAGGAUGCUAUCCAUUAUAUGACCCGAGAAGCCCCUCAAUCGAUCAUCGAGCUCGAAGGUUACGGAUGUCCAUUCUCCAGAACUGAAGAUGGCAAGAUAUAUCAAAGAGCAUUUGGUGGUCAGAGUCAGAAAUACGGAAAAGGUGGCCAGGCCUACAGAUGUUGUGCCGCCGCCGAUCGCACGGGUCACGCUCUACUACACACUCUUUAUGGUCAAUCAUUACGGCACAACACAAACUACUUCAUCGAAUACUUCGCUCUCGACCUCAUUAUGGAAGACGGGAAGUGCAAGGGUGUUGUUGCUUACAACCAGGAGGACGGUACACUCCACAGAUUCCGAGCACACCACACUGUUCUAGCCACAGGAGGCUACGGUCGAGCUUACUUCUCCUGCACAUCCGCUCAUACGUGUACUGGUGAUGGUAUGGCCAUGGUUGCUCGAGCCGGUCUACCCAACCAAGAUCUCGAAUUUGUUCAGUUUCAUCCAACCGGUAUCUACGGUGCUGGUUGCUUGAUUACUGAAGGUUCUCGAGGCGAGGGAGGCUAUCUACUCAACUCUGAAGGUGAACGGUUCAUGGAGAGAUACGCCCCAACCGCCAAGGAUCUUGCUUCUCGAGAUGUUGUAUCUCGAUCAAUGACCAUGGAGAUUAGGGAAGGCCGUGGUGUAGGUCCAGACAAGGAUCACAUCUACCUACAGCUUAGCCACUUGCCAGCCGAGGUCCUCCAUGAGCGACUACCAGGAAUUUCGGAAACCGCCUCGAUUUUCGCUGGUGUUGAUGUUACGAAGCAACCCAUACCAGUUCUUCCAACUGUACACUACAAUAUGGGUGGAAUUCCCUGUAAAUUUUCGGGCGAAGUCCUUCGAAUCAACGACAAGGGUGAGGAUGAGGUAGUACCAGGCCUCUUUGCAUGUGGAGAGGCAGCCUGCGUCUCCGUACACGGAGCCAACAGACUUGGUGCUAAUUCUCUGCUCGAUCUCGUUGUCUUUGGUCGUGCCGUAUCCCACACUAUCCGAGACAACUUUUCUCCCAACAAACCUCAUCCAGAGAUAGCCCCUGAUGCUGGCAAGGAAGCCAUUGACACACUCGACAUGGUAAGAAACUCAGACGGCAAGAAGUCAACGUCCGAGAUUCGAGCAGCAAUGCAGAAAGUCAUGCAAACCGACGUGUCUGUCUUCAGAACACAAGAAUCCUUGGAUGAGGGUGUCAAACGUAUCAAUGAAGUUGAUAAACAAUUCGCAGAUGUGGGUAUUAAGGACAGAAGCAUGAUCUGGAACUCCGACCUAGUCGAAACGCUUGAGCUUCGAAAUCUGCUUACAUGCGCCACUCAAACCGCAGCCGCAGCAGCCAACAGAAAGGAGUCAAGAGGUGCUCACGCACGUGAAGAUUACCCAGAACGAGACGACGAGAACUGGAUGAAGCACACACUGACCUGGCAAAAGGACGCACACGGCCCCGUUGAUCUUGGCUACAGAAGGGUCAUCGGACACACUCUAGAUGAGAACGAGUGCAAGGCUGUACCUCCAUUCAAGAGAACUUAUUAA
This is a messenger RNA of Lithohypha guttulata, 1608 nucleotides long. RefSeq names its product succinate dehydrogenase flavoprotein subunit. NCBI's taxonomy places the organism in Eukaryota, Fungi, Ascomycota, Eurotiomycetes, Chaetothyriales, Trichomeriaceae. The record is from RefSeq and is a predicted model, not a curated record. Gene Ontology annotation, molecular function: succinate dehydrogenase (quinone) activity; flavin adenine dinucleotide binding; electron transfer activity. The transcript is spliced from 2 exons. Gene Ontology annotation, biological process: mitochondrial electron transport, succinate to ubiquinone; tricarboxylic acid cycle. The coding region runs from base 1 to 1608 and encodes 535 amino acids.